UCCAGUUAUACCAGUUUAAACUUGAACUCUAUGAGGAAGUCACUGCCGGAAAAACAAAACAAAACUCCGCCUUUAAAAACCCCACAGACACUCGUGCCAUCUAUAAUCCGGACUGAGACUCGCAUAGACGUGCCACUGCUAUACAAGUUAAACAAACAGGAGGUUCAGCUAUUGUUACCUGUGGGAAGACUUUAGUCUGCAUCAUGUCUCUGACAGUGUCUCAGGGUGAGGGAAUGACGGUCAUCACCGUCACCCCAAACACAAAGAGCAAAUGGCCCGUUCUGUGUCAGAUUCUGAGACUUCUGUGCUGCAGUCCAUUGUGUUCUGUAUCUCAGGAUAUGAAAGGAAAGCUGUCAAACAGCCACAUAGCUCUUGGGGUUGUGCAGAUGAUCGUUGGUAUCCUCAAUAUUGUGGUGGGGAUCGUGUUUACAUGCCUUGGGUUAUACUGGAACAUGUAUAUGAUGGCCAUGGGACCCUUUUGGCUCGGUAGUUUGUUCCUUGUAGCUGGAAUUGUGUGUAUUCUUGCAGCUAAGUUUCCCAGUUCUUGUCUGCUGGUCAUCGGAAUGAUUGUGAAUGUAGUCAGUGCUGCACUGGCUAUCACAGCUGUUGCGCUGUAUUCAGUGGACCUUGCAAAUAGUCAUAAUGGAUAUUACUAUGAUUAUUCUUGUGAUCAAAGCUACAAUUCUUAUUCAGGCUAUUCACGCUAUGAUUAUGAUAGAUAUAGAACCCCUUCCCCUGAAGAGAACAUGAGAAUGGAGACCUGUCUGUACUACAAGAAUCUCACUGAGAUGGUCUUCAGAGGACUAGAUAUCAUGAUGAUAGUGUUGGCGGUCCUUCAGCUCUGUGUGACGAUCAGUUUCUGUGUUUUGACUGGGAAAGCUUUGUGCAAGAAGGAUGAAGAUGCAAAGGAUCCAGAACUUUACAAGCAGCUCCUGGAAGACGCCAUUUCUGUUCCUGCAUGUUAGAGAGACAAGAUUAACACACAAAAUAAACAGUUCUUCUUCUUUUUGUGUGUGUGUAAUGGAAUGACAUUUCAUGUCUCAAUAUUGGAGUGAAAUGAUUUAAAGCAGAUGCCUGCAAUAGUGUACUCAGUAAAUUGCAUGUUUAAUUACACUUAUUUUUUUCCCUUUAAAAAAGUUGAUUAAUAGAUUAAUAUAAAUAUAGAUGAAUGGGUGUUUUAUUGUCCUUUUUAAUUUUGCUGUGAUCUUGGUGCUGUGUUUAUUU
Molecule: messenger RNA, 1224 nt
Organism: Megalobrama amblycephala (Wuchang bream)
Lineage: Eukaryota; Metazoa; Chordata; Actinopteri; Cypriniformes; Xenocyprididae
Product: transmembrane protein 176A-like
Exons: 7
Coding region: 204-965 (253 amino acids)
Cellular component (GO): membrane
Source: RefSeq, a predicted model, not a curated record